UCCUCUGGCCUCAUUCACUUCCUUCUGCACCGGGAGGGAGCAGCAGCAGCGAGCAGCAGCGGCGGGCGCCCCCGGCUGAGAAACACCCGGGUCACUGCGCACCCCCCGCCGCCCCGAGAUAUGAGCCACGGUUGCUGAAGUGGAGCCCAGGGAACGUGAGCCGGGAUGCAGAGCAUAAAGUGCGUCGUGGUGGGUGAUGGGGCGGUGGGGAAGACCUGCCUCUUGAUCUGCUACACCACCAAUGCCUUCCCCAAGGAGUACAUCCCCACCGUCUUCGACAACUACAGCGCCCAGAACACAGUGGAUGGCAGGACUAUUAACUUAAAUCUGUGGGACACGGCAGGCCAGGAGGAGUAUGACCGGCUCCGGACGCUUUCCUACCCCCAGACUAACGUCUUCAUCAUCUGCUUCUCAAUAGCCAGCCCGUCCUCCUAUGAGAACGUGAAACACAAGUGGUACCCGGAGGUUUGCCACCACUGUCCCAAUGUGCCCAUCCUCCUCGUGGGCACGAAGAAGGAUCUGAGAAACAACCCUGACACCAUAAAGAAGCUAAAGGAGCAGAACCAGAUGCCCGUCACAACCCAGCAGGGGGUCAACCUCUCCAAGCAGAUCCACGCCGUCAAGUACAUGGAGUGCUCCGCCCUCAACCAGGAAGGCAUCAAGGAGGUCUUCACGGAGGCCGUGCGAGCCGUCCUCAACCCCAUCCCAGUGAAACCUAAAAAGCCCUGCAUCCUUUUGUGAAGAGGACUCCAGAAACCAAAGCGUGCGGCUGGGCUUGGUGGCCGCUUGGGGUGGGGGAGGGUGCCUUAGAACCCGGAGAUGAUCCUGCACUUGUCCCUCUGCACCAGUGAAGCUAGUAUGUACAGCCCUUCUCAAUUCCAGACGCUUCCCAGCUGUCUGUCCCAGGACAUGGCAAGGGACAUCCUGCCUCCAUUGUAUCCAGCGUACCCUAACCCCACUCCCCAAGCCUUGUGUCCUUCCAGUGAAGGCGAGAUUGGACAGCUGGGUGCCACAAAACCAAGGCUGUUCUCAAUAAUAAUAAACCACGUUUGCACUAAUA
Dermochelys coriacea (leatherback sea turtle) is the source of this 1060-nucleotide messenger RNA. RefSeq names its product ras homolog family member G (gene RHOG). Gene Ontology annotation, biological process: cortical cytoskeleton organization; small GTPase-mediated signal transduction; establishment or maintenance of cell polarity. The transcript is spliced from 2 exons. Lineage: Eukaryota; Metazoa; Chordata; Testudines; Dermochelyidae. The record is from RefSeq and is a predicted model, not a curated record. Gene Ontology annotation, cellular component: cytoskeleton; cell projection; cytoplasmic vesicle. Bases 166 to 741 code for a protein of 191 amino acids. Gene Ontology annotation, molecular function: GTPase activity; GTP binding; protein kinase binding.